Molecule: messenger RNA, 8631 nt
Organism: Boleophthalmus pectinirostris (great blue-spotted mudskipper)
Lineage: Eukaryota; Metazoa; Chordata; Actinopteri; Gobiiformes; Gobiidae
Gene: sema6cb
Product: sema domain, transmembrane domain (TM), and cytoplasmic domain, (semaphorin) 6E
Exons: 23
Coding region: 603-3869 (1088 amino acids)
Biological process (GO): negative regulation of axon extension involved in axon guidance; semaphorin-plexin signaling pathway; axon guidance
Molecular function (GO): chemorepellent activity; semaphorin receptor binding
Source: RefSeq, a predicted model, not a curated record
AAUGGAGCACAGAUUUGAGAAAUGGCUGACAGCUGUCUGAUGUAAUCAUCUUUCUUUGUUGUUUUACAGAAAGCUUCACCUGGUUUGUGUGUUAAACGUGUGUGAAUCCAGAAGGGACUGGGAUGAGACCAUAUCACCUGACCUGCCAGAACCACAAACAAAACUGCAUGAAGACAAGUGCAUCUGGAGCUGUGUCCUAUCUCCCUGAUUUGCAAGGACGUGAAAAUAAAACUCCAGGCAUACUGAUCUGUGGUCUACACCGGUCUGCGAGCCUGUCAAGACUGCGUUUGGUGGAACAUUGGAGUUAAAGGUUGUUCCAGAACCACUGGUAUCAGCAAAUCAGAGGAUUAUAAACUCCAGAGACCUUGUGUUUCGAAGUUUUUGUGAAAGAGCUCUUUAAAGGAAGAGGAAGUCCGCCUGCAGAGCUAGCUUUGGUUGGAUCUUCUUCUCUAAGGCAUGUGCUGACCCCUGCUGGCUGAACACAACCUGUAGUGAGGUACAGAGGGGACACUCCGCUGGACAAUACAGGAACAGCGCACGGCAGAAGAGGAGAGCGUGUGGUUGGAUCAUGUGCCUGUGCUGAGGGGAGCUCUGGUGCCAUCAUGAGGCUGCCCGUGGCCUCCUCUUCCUCUUCCUCCUCCUCUUCCUCCUCUCUGCCCCUGCUUCUCCUGGGUCUGGCCUGGAUCGCCCUCGUGCCGCACCCGUCCUCCGGCGCUACCCCGUUCCCCCAGGACCUGGAGCCCAUCAGCACGGUGGGCAGAGAUGCGACCUACCUGUACCCCAGCUUCCAGGGCCUCAUGUCGGACAACGACACGGCUCGUCUGGGGCUGGACUUCCAGAGGAUGCUGCGGAUCAACCACAUGCUCUACAUCGCUGCCAGGGACCAUGUGUUUGCCAUCAACCUGGCGUCUUCGUCCGAGCAGAUCAUCCCACAGCAGAAGCUGACUUGGAAGACGAAGGACGUGGCCAAGUGUACGGUGCGGGGAAAAAACAGCGAUGAAUGUUACAACUACAUUAAAGUCCUGGUGCCACGGAACGAUGAGACUCUGUUCGCCUGUGGGACCAACGCCUUCAACCCCACCUGCAGGAACUAUAAGAUGUCCACUCUGGAGCAGGAGGGGGAGGAGGUGGUGGGCCAGGCGCGCUGUCCCUUCGAGUCCAGACAGUCCAACGUCGGGUUGUUUGCCGGUGGGGACUUCUACUCAGCCACCAUGACGGACUUCCUGGCGAGUGAUGCCGUCAUCUACCGCAGUCUGGGAGAGAGCAGUCCAGUUCUGAGGACCGUCAAGUACGACUCCAAAUGGCUCAGAGAGCCACAUUUUCUUCACGCCAUCGAGUACGGGAACUACGUGUACUUCUUCUUCAGUGAGAUCGCCGUAGAGUACACCUCUCUGGGCAAAGUGGUGUUCUCCCGUGUGGCUCGCGUCUGUAAGAAUGAUAAUGGAGGGUCCCCCCGGGUGCUGGAGAGGUACUGGACCUCUUUCCUCAAAGCCCGGCUCAACUGCUCGGUGCCUGGGGACUCCUUCUUCUACUUCGACGUGCUCCAGUCUCUCACCAACGUCCUGCAGAUCAACCACCGCCCCGCCGUGCUCGGAGUGUUCACCACGCAAGCCAACAGCAUCACAGGCUCAGCAGUCUGUGCCUUCUACAUGGACGACAUCGAGAAGGCCUUCAGCGGCAAAUUCAAGGAGCAGAGGAACAGUGAGUCUGCCUGGACCCCGGUGCCCGAGGAGCAGGUCCCCAAACCCAGACCCGGGUGCUGUGCGGGGGAGGGCUCUGCUGCUUCGUACAAAUCCUCCACCACGUUCCCCGAUGACACUCUGACCUUCAUCAAGUCCUACCCCCUGAUGGACGAGUCUGUGCCCUCUGUCAACGACCGGCCCUACUUCACCCGCACCACCAGCAGGUUUAAGUUGACUCAGAUCGCCGUGGACACCGCCGCCGGCCCGUACAAAAACUACACGGUCAUGUUCCUGGGCUCGGACAACGGUCACGUGCUGAAGAUCCUGGCCAGUACUCAGGGCUCCAACACCAGCUUCAACACACAGCUCCUGGAGGACAUGGACAUCUACAACCCCGACAAGUGUACGGUGCGUGGAGACGAGCGGCGCGUCCCCGGAGAGGAGAGGCGUGUCCUGGGCCUGGAGCUGGACCGGGACCAUCACGCUCUGUUUGUGGCCUUCUCCGGAUGUGUGAUCAGAGUCCCCCUGAGCCGCUGCGCAGACUACAGCACCUGCAAGAAGAGCUGUCUGGCCUCGCGCGAUCCUUACUGCGUCUGGCUCAAGUCUGGAACCUGCUCCACCGUCUCGCCUGGAUUCAAGGGCGCCUUCGAACAAGAUGUGCAAAAUGGCUAUCACCAGCAUCCUGAUACCUGCCACGAUGUCCUGGCAACCACUCGGAGACAGAACACAGCAGCGGAUUCGGCAUAUGGGAAGACCACACCCACAACUGCCAGCACAACCAAUCAGGGGCCGGCAUCCCCCAAGGAGACAGGUGACCCACGCAGAGGCGCGGGUCCCGAAGGCCCGCCUCCCCGAGUGAGGGAGAAGGGGUCACCUGACUCGGAGCCGAUCAGUGUGGAGAUGGAGGGUGUGCGGCGCCCCCCAGAGGUGGAGAAGACCAACCACAGUGUCCACUACACCCUGCUGAUCGCGUGUGUUCUGGUGGCCUUUGUCUUGGGAGCGUUCCUCUCUGGGUUCCUCGUGUCCUGUUACUGUAACCACACCGGGCACAAGACCAAGAAGCUGGCCAAAGACCCAGAAGCCCCCAUCCCACACGCCCUGUCUCUGCGCAGCCUGGCCAAGCUCAAUGGGCUUCUGGACAGCCAGAGCAAAGACGACAAGAUGGAGGUGUCCUCUCCAAAGAUCUACAACUCUCUAUUUGGCAGCAGCAAAGACCACCACCUGCCCCGCAGGAACGGCCACCAUGCGGUCACCAUGGGAGACCUGAUGCAUUCGCACCAUCACCAUCUGCACCACUCCUCCGAGCUGUCAGGUCUGCCCACACCAGACUCCACCCCCGAGCUGCCCAUUAAGAGCAUGAAGGCCUUCAAGAACCAGUGGGAGAAGAACCAGAACUGUAACAACGCCAAAGACAAGUGUGGCCUCUCCAGACCGAGCUCCGCCAUGCUGCCCCAGCAGGUCUACUCCUACUCCCACGGCCUGUCCAACGGCCUGCACCCUGAGGAGCGCAAGAUCCACAACGUGGAGAGGGUUCUGUCCCAGCCCUUCUCUGGAUACCCUCAGAAGGUCAUGGAGGUCACCUCCCUGGACGAGCUGCUCAAGCACAUCCACGAGGGGGGCAGCAGCAGUAAGCCCACCCAGCUCAUGAGCCCCUCCAGCCUGAUGGCGAGUGGAGGAGCAGGUCAGAUGGCCUUCUCCAACCGCAUCCAGCCCCAGAUCCCCGAGACCGAGUCGGCUCCGUACUACAGCUCCUCUACACUGCCCCGGGACAGCCUGACCAGGCGCAUGGACGUCCCCCCGGACAUCCCCCCACACCACCAGUCCACCCUGGAGCGCAGGCACUCCUCCCAGAGGCACUCACUGCUCACUGCAGCCAACAAGAUGGUCGCCAAUGGAGGGGGAGUGAUCCCACGCCAGCCCAGUUUUAGCCAAAGGAACGGGGGCCCUCACCAGCCCCCGCCCCAUUUGGCCCGAAUGAACUCCACUGGCAGUAGCUGUGAGGUCCACUACCCCCUCAUCCCCAACGGAUACCUGUCCCGCCAGCACAGCUACACCGGAGAGCAGGACCUGCCCCACAGAGGGGCCAUAGUGCGUCGGGCCUCCUCCCUCAAACCAGACACUCCCCCAAAGCCCCUGUUCAUCCCAGCCUCCUCCCCGGUCAACCAGCCAGGCAAGUUCAACUACUGAGGACUACAACAGGACUGGGACUCACUGUUUGUAGAGGAACGGACCUGACUCACGAUCAGACCUGAGGCCCCCUGGUGGUCAUGUGACUGCAGUGUCACUGGACAAGCCUCAGCUGAGCGUGGUUCCUCUGUCUGUCCAGCGAAUAUCUCUGUACCAUAUUGGUAUAGCUGGGCUCCCUGCUUUCCUACAGACCGCUGACUGGGAUGGCACGAUGCCUCCUCAUUUUAAACUGCCAACGUCGUGUGUGGAUUUACUAAACCACUUUGUUUGGACAAAUACAGAAGGACUUUAUGUUGAAGACUUCAAACCCAGGAUCCUGCGCCGCUUGGAUACAUGCUUUUGCUUAACCUUUUCUGAUGUAGUGUUGGAGCAGCCCCGCCCACCUCUGAUGUGUUCUAUUAUGCAUGUGUGUGUAUAUAUGUGUGUGUUUAUAGCCACACCGUAUAUGUAUACAUAUACAUAUGCAGUCUGUGCAAGUCGUGGUCCAGUCGGAGUCCCCUGAGUAGUUAGGCCUUAUUAAUAAUCUCAUCUUUGGGCAAAUUAAACUCUCCCCCCGAUCAAACAGAAGCUACGGCUCCAGUCCACGCUCUGCAUUUGCCAAACUCUCUCUGACUACAGCCCAGUGUGGAGCUGAGGAGCAGGUCAGAGCCUCUCUCCCCUCCCCUCUCUCCUCUCCGUCCUCAUCGUUCUCUCUCUCUCUUCAUCUCCCUCUCUUUCUCUCACCCCUCCUUCUCUCACUCUUUCCUUCCCUCCCUCUCCUCUCUCCUCUCUCUCAGAAGGCGCUCACAGAAUGGACUGCCGGUCUACUUAUUCACUUUGUGUGCUAUUGGUUGUAAAUAAAGGAAUAACUACUAGCCAAAUCUUUACCUGUAUGUGUUAAUGUGUGCCUUAUUUAAGACCGAAGGAAGGGAGGGGGAUGCAAGGGGCUCCAGUGUGUUACCCGCUGUCUUUUGGUUCAUUUUUUUGAUUUUCAUUUUUUGUACGCUUGUCAAUGUGUCAUACGGAGUGACGCGCUCAUUCCACCCAUGUAUUAGCCAUAUCUGACUGUGAGUUUUUUGUUACAUAUUAAUACGAGAUGACAGUAUUUUACUACACAUGUUUAUGAGAUCUGGAAUGUUCUAUCCACAUCCCUCAAGUGUGAAGAUGCUGGACUCUAUCGCAGAUCUAUACAAAGCAAAUACAUGUUUUAUCUUAUACUGACUCGCAGUUUCUGGUUCUUAUGAGAUCUUUCUGUUUUUCUGCAAUAGUUUGUGGCGACUGGUAGUGAAAAGUGUGGGCUGAGUUUGGACUUAUAACUAUUAACAACGUUUUUAGAUUCAGUCAGGGCAGUAGACGGGGGGGGGGGACAAAGAGGUCUGUUGUCCCGGGCCCCAGGAUUUUAGGGGCCCAUAAUUUUACCUUAUCUUCCUUUUUAUAUUAGAGGAGGCCCAUGUCAGUGUUCUUGCCCCCAAAUUUCUGUCCAUUUUAGUAUUCUGGGGGGUUGUGUUAUUUUACAAUGAAAUUACAUAAAAACAAAGUAAAUAAUGCUGAUUCAAAUUUUUAAAAAUACUCAAAUAUUUACUCUAUAUGUCGAUUUAUCAAAUAUAAAAGGAUUUUGCUCACCCAAUAUAUAUUUGCUCCACAAGCUUCUCAGAUUUUUACAUUUAUAUUCACUCUUUAAUACCAAAUAUGCCAAACUGACUUUUUCUCAAGCAUUAAAAUCCAGCUCCCUACAAGUUUGAGAUAAAUAUUUUAGCAUAAUAGUUACGGAGAGUAACAAUAACUGAAAUAUCCUGAUAUCGUAUCAUCAAAAGUCUCACAAUAAUAUCGUGGGCUGUCACAAUAUAUCGAAUUACAAGUUUCUGUGCUUAAAUUCAUGGUUUUACAGUAGCAAGAGCUUAUGAACAUCGAGAACUACAUAUCCCAUGAUUCAUUUCAGAGCAGAAACCAUGAAGAAAUGUUUUUUUUACUUGAAUUAUUGAGAUUAUGAUGGAAAUAAUUCACACCAAAAUCUUGUCAAGGUAUUUUAAAAGCAGAGAAGUGUCCCAUCUACAAUUAUAUCAGCCGCUUCAAAAUAUCGCAAUAAAAUAUCGUACAGUGAGAUUCAUACUGUGAUAAUAUCGUACAGAGGGAUUUGGAUAUCGUUACAUCCCUAAUAGUAAUACAAUACAUCAGUUUAUACCCAUAUUUUAGUCAAUAGACAAGCUGGAUUUGAUCAUUAUUGAACAUUAAUGAGGAUAUUUUAUUGUUGACUGAGUGAUCGUCUCUCUGGACAAUUAGUAUUACUCAAGUUUUAUACAAAGAAAAGUAGCCAUAAGUCGCCAAUUUGGACAUUAAAUGUAGCCCAUUUCUUUUCUUUUUUUCAACAUUCAAUUGAACCAGCAAUAUUGGGACAGAAUAGUCAAUAAAAUACUGACAAAAAGAUUAGAAAUGUUGAAAUGUUAAGACAGGUUUUGUGGAAUUUCUAUUGAGAUAGGUGGGCCUGUCUGCGUUUUUGUAGCGUGUUCAGUCCGGGUGCAGGAGGAGAGCGCAGCAGGAGAUCAGGAGCAGCAUUCAGUCUGUUUCUGUUCUUUGGCUUCAUUUUUGUGAGCACAGACAAUCCCAAUUCACACAGAUAUGUACAGUAGUAGUGAAAGGUAAAAGUAUAGAAGCACUGGCCCUACUGAGGACAGGAGAUUCACUCGCGCCGUCAUGUGUCAGAACUGUAUAUUGCAGACGUACAUGUAGAUCUUGACAAAGCGACCCAAAAAAAAAAAAUCUCUUGCGACCCAGUCUUUGGGAAACACUGGUCUGGAGGGUGUGACCCAAAGGACCGUGGGAUAGUCAUUAAAGUUAUAAACAAUAUACGAAGCACAUGAUUGGCUGAGCUGAUAUUUAGAUUCAAAAAUGGUCAAAAAUAAAAGUCCUUCUCACGUCAGACUUGGUCCACCUUUUCACUGCCAGAGUGUCACAGCUCACAGCUCCUCUUUAGUGUCAUUAGAAUGCAUGGGAGUAACACUGUUUCUGCAUAGCUUCAAUGAACAUGGAUGGUACUGACGGCAAAUCUACUCAAAGGUACAAAUAAAGAAACUUUGAACCUUAAAGUGCAUAUGACCAGACUUUUCGUUUGAGUGAAUCACAAAAAGAUCACCUAAACCUAAAAAAAAGGUUAACCCAGUUCUCAGUUUUUGUUUAAUUUCCUAAUUGGAAGCUCUGACAUUACACUAGGGAAUUUUAUAACUACAACUCUAUAGUAUACUGAGCCAUAACCCCUCUAAUGUACACAGAAAUGAUUAUUUGACAAAUAAAAAUGUGAAAACGCCUUUAUUUUGUUGAAUAUAUGAAAGUGUUUCUUGCAUGUAAAUAGAUAUAGAACUCUAGAGUCUCCCUAGUGUGAUGUCAUUAGUACUUUUCAGCUCUACUAGGCUCUAUUCACACUUGCCAGAAGACGUUUGGAAACACAGGGAUGACAACUUUCGGUGUAGUUACCAUAUGGUAGUUACCGACUCUGGGCGCGAGAUAAAACUGUAGAUUCAGCAGCAGCGGUUUUCACAACCUGCCAGAGCUUUCCACGGGGACGGUACUCGAAUCGCAUCUUCCGUGUCACAGGGAGCUGGUCGUAACUGUUGAUUCGCCGAACAUAACUGAACGCUACAAUCACAUCUCUGUCUUUAAUUUAACAAAAUAAAUGAUAAUACACAAAUGAAUAGGCAGUUUAUAAAAGGAAAAAGAAAGAACACGUUGACAUCUAGAUGAAGAAAACUGGGCCAUUUUCUCAGUUUUUCCAGAUUUUGUCAAAGUUCAAAGCCCAAACAAAGUCGUCAUCUGCAGGUUUCCAAAUCUUCCGGUUUUGCGAUGCAAGCGUGAAUAAGAGCUUAUUUUCAACAUAUUUUUCACCUUCUUUUCACAAACUGAAACCCGAUUGGUGUAAAACUCAUUUAUAUUUACAUAUAUUCUCUCACCAAAUUAAGUCACAAUUCUAAAAACCUUUAAGCAGGUCAUACGCACUUUAAGAUUUAAGUUGAAACAUAAUGAAAUAUAAUGGCUGAUGGUUUUAUGUAUCCAGUCUAGAAGAAUACAAUGGAUGUGACUGUGAAACUAAAAAUUAACAAACAGAUUUCAGUAUAUGUAGAUUCUAAGUUUUGUUGUAAAAAGUAUUUGGAGGUUAAAUUAAUUUGAGAAAGGCCGCUGACCACUUCUGUGCAACCACGUACUUGUUUUUAUUUUUGUCUGUUUUAUUGAUUCAAAUUACAAAGUACAGAGCGGCUAAAUGAAAAAAUAUGGUUAAAGCUGCACUGCGUAGGAUUUCUGGUGGAAGGUCUGCCAUCUGCUUGUCUCCAUGGUGAUGUUGUUACUUUGGCGAAACAAAUAUAUCUUUCAUUUAUUCGAGUAUAGGAGUUUUUAUUUCUUAAAACGACCAUAAAAGCUUGCAUUAUACGGUUAGUGAGCCCACUUCUUCACAGAUCUGACCUGUAAUUUGGCUUCUUGAUGUGGCUGCUCGUGUCCGUAACCUCUACAUGCGAGUCAAGCAGGUGGCGGACCCUCUACCAAGAAAGUUACACAAUGCAGCUUUAAAACAGUCAGCCACAAAGGUUUGUUAUGAUCGAUUUGGUGAGUUGGAGAUUAAAAACUAGUGGAGCAUUAAAUCGGUUUUGGAAAUGGUCAAAUAUUGUAGCCGUUACGUCUGCAGAGAGGAAUUGUGGCAGCUACCUGUUAUUUUGUUAAAGAACACACAUUAUGCAAACUUGACUUUUUUGACCUUUUAACAAUGUUAUACUGUUCCCUCAUGAAAAACAAACCUGGA